Molecule: messenger RNA, 4694 nt
Organism: Misgurnus anguillicaudatus (oriental weatherfish)
Lineage: Eukaryota; Metazoa; Chordata; Actinopteri; Cypriniformes; Cobitidae
Gene: acsm3
Product: acyl-CoA synthetase medium chain family member 3
Biological process (GO): acyl-CoA metabolic process; fatty acid biosynthetic process
Cellular component (GO): mitochondrial matrix
Molecular function (GO): fatty-acyl-CoA synthase activity; fatty acid ligase activity
Source: RefSeq, a predicted model, not a curated record
UUUGGUGUCUGUCUUCACGGAGCUGAAGAAAGGUGGAGUUUAUGCGAGUUUUUGAACUGCAUGCAUUUCACUUCUUGGAGUGUAACUAACUUUAUGCAGCAUGAUUAUUUCCACAAAUCGUUUGCUUGUGCAGUUUAAUUAAUAAGUUUUAACGCAAAUACCAAUCUCUGAAAACUCCUGGUCCGUCCGAAAGUUUUACCUGUGUGGAAAUACAGGAUAAGAGGAAGUCAUAAAUCGGUUAUAAAUCUACGAAAAUGCAUUUGAUUGCAUAUCGCAAAGGUCUUUUAAACGGAUGUUGCCUGAAUAAAAUUUGCACAAAUGAAAUAUUCAGGCAUGGACAAUGGCUACAGAUGUGGAGAUCCAAGACAUCAGCACCGAAAAACUUCAAGGAUUAUGAGAGCACGAGACAAACUUACAACCCUCAAGUUCCUCUGCAUUUUAAUUUCGCCAAAGACGUGCUCGAGCAGUGGGAAACUAAAGAAAGGGAUGGACAGAAGUCUUCUCUUCCAGCUCUGUGGUGGGUGAAUGAUGAAGAGGAGGUCAGAUGGAGUUUUGAAGAACUGGGGUUUCACUCCAGAAGACUGGCGAACGUUCUGUGUCAGGUGUGCGGUUUGAAGAGAGGGGAUCGCGUCUUUCUCAUUUUACCCAGAGUCCCCGAGUGGUGGUUGGUCAAUGUUGCAUGUCUGAGAAGCGGUACUGUCCUCAUCCCUGGCACCUCUCAGCUCACGGCUCGAGACAUCCGCCACAGGCUGCAGGUCUCAGGAGCCAAGUGUGUGAUCACGGAUGAAACCGUGGCUCCGCUGCUGGACUCGGUGGCUUCGGAUUGCCCGACCGUUACUUCAAAACUUCUGGUGUCCCACAGGGCCAGACACGGCUGGGGCAACCUGACACAACUUAUGGGAUCAGUGUCAGAUGAGCAUGUUUGCGUGAACACCGGGAGCGAGGAACCCAUGACUAUUUUCUUCACUAGUGGCACAACCGGCUCCCCCAAAAUGACCCAACACAGCCACUGUAGGUAUGGCAUCGGGCUGACAGUGAAUGCAAGAUACUGGCUGGAUCUGACCGAACGGGAUGUUUUCUGGAACACGUCGGAUACGGGUUGGGCCAAAUCAGCAUGGAGCAGCGUGUUUGCUCCAUGGAUCCAGGGAGCGUGCGUAUUUGUUCACCAAAUGCCACGAUUUGACACCAGUACUAUAUUAAGGACUCUGUCCAGCUUUCCCAUCACAACCUUCUGCACGGCACCGACAGCCUAUCGGAUGCUUGUACAUGAGGACAAAUCCAGGUUUCAUUUCCAGGCUCUUGAACACUGCCUGUGUGCGGGCGAGCCCAUAAAUCCUGAGGUAAUGUGGAAGUGGAAGGAGCUCACUGGACUGAACAUCUAUGAAGGAUAUGGACAGACUGAGACUGUGUUAAUAGCAGGCACAUUCAAGGGCAUGAAGAUCAAACCAGGGUCUUUUGGAAAGGCGUCACCGGGAUAUGAUGUUCAGGUGGUGGAUGAAGAUGGUGUCAUUUUACCACAAGGACAAGAGGGAAACCUGGCCAUUAGAGUGAAACCACACAGACCAUUCUCUCUCUUUACAGAGUAUACGGGGGAGCCAGAGCGCACAGCUGAAUGUUUCCGUGGUGAUUUCUACCUGACAGGUGACCGAGGAUUGAUGGAUGAUGAAGGAUACCUGUGGUUCGUCGGCAGAGCUGAUGAUGUCAUCUUGUCUGCGGGGUAUCGCAUCGGUCCAUUUGAGGUUGAAAACGCUCUGAUAGAACAUCCAGCCGUAGCAGAAUCUGCUGUGGUCAGCAGUCCUGAUCCGAUUCGAGGAGAGGUGGUGAAGGCAUUCGUAGUUCUGACAGCAGAUUUUAAAUCGAGAGACCGUAAAGAACUGAUCCAGGAACUGCAGAUACAUGUGAAGAGCGUCACAGCUCCCUAUAAAUAUCCACGCAAGAUUGAGUUCGUGGAUGAUCUUCCCAAGACUGUAAGCGGGAAAAUAAGGCGCGUAGAGUUGAGAAAGAAGGAAUGGGAGCGGAAGACAAGCUAAAAUCCUACCCAAAUAUUUUGACUAUAAGAGAUCAUUCCACCUCAUUAUAUGCGUCACUCCCAAGUGUUUUUUAGCAUUCAUAAGAAUGUUAAAAAAGGCUUUAUCUUAAGCUUUAUAUUAAUAAUAAAGGGGCAGAUUCCAAUCCAGGGCUAGGCCGUAGUUAAAUUAGGACAUUUUAGUCUUUUUUACAAACAUACCUUAACUCUUUCCCCGCCAUUGACGAGUUCUCGUCAAUUAAGAGAAAUAAUUUGCAUAAAAAGUGUUCCUGAUAAAUUUUAUGUUCAUCUGCAAUACUGCGAUUAUCCACUAGAUGGCGUACUUAACCAAUUUAUGAAAAAACUGAAGCCAAAACGUUAUUUACUAAUUUUAAACUCUGUGUAUGUUUUGAUAAUCGUUCUGAAUCUGAUCUCUAACAAAAUUCCUUUACAAAAAUGCAAUUAUUUCAGCUUUUUGCUAAAAAAUUAUAUUUUUAAAGAAAAAUAUCCAUAUUUAAGAGUUUAUAAGCAGAGGAAAAAUAUAGAUAGGAUUAAAGUUUUUUCCCCGUGUUGUUAGUUUGUUUGUUUAUUGUUUGUUUAAAAGCAGAGCGUCUGUUCUGUGAUUUGAUAUAUUUGUAUGUUUAUAUAUUUUUACAGUGUUGUGCCUGAACGAGUUCAUUGAACGAAAGUUCAUGAACGCGUUCAUAUUUUGAGCGAACGUGAACUGAACGUACUGUAUUACUGCCUGAUGAACUUAUUGUGAACUCGUUUAUUCUGGUGCUUGUGAACGGCACGCGCUCUCAGUUCAAUAGGGUGCCAGAUUUCUAUAGAGUCUUCCAGGCGAAAACCAGGUGUUGUGUCGAACUCAGUUCCCCCUAUGUUUCCCUUUAGUGUAGUGCUUUUAUAACGUUUUCAUCACGUUACAUUUAGAAAAUUUUAAUUGGUUAUACUAAAAAGGCAUAAUAAAUAUCAUGUAUUUUAUAAUACAAUUUAUUAAAUAUUUCAUACAUUUGACAGUUUUCUAUUAGGGUAUUUCUUUUAAAAUAUAGCCUGUCUUUUUCUUUUUUUUUCUUUACUGGUUUUAAAAAUGUAAUGUUUGCAUACAUAAUUAAAAAAAUAUUAUACAUAUAAUAUGAUUCAUACUGUAAAAAUAAUUGACUUACCAUUAAGAACAAUACAGAUACAUUACAGAAAUGCACACAUAUACAUCUCAGUAGCCAUUAAAACUUUAAAUAUAUAAAUAAUAAAACCUAUAACGUGAUAAAAACGCCAUAAAAACACUACACUGAAGGGAAAAAUAGGGGGAACAUAGGGGGAACAGACUUCGACACAACACCUGUUAAAACACAUUGUAAACGGGCCUUAAUGUGUAGCGGAAAAAACACCCAAUCUGGCAACACCGCCACCAGGCUGCAUGCGUCAUCAAUACAACACUGACUGGACGCCAAUACUAACCAACUGCAGACGCUGCAGAAAUCCAAAUCCCUGCCGCGGCACUCACAUAGUUUAACAUUAAAUAGCACUAUAUUUGUCCUAAACGGUUAACGAUUAACAUAAGUUAGGCUGCUAACGCAUAUUCUGGAUCUUGAAAUAGACUUUGACUAAGCUCACGCUAUUUAACGUGCACGUGCGGUUGUCCUACGCGAUGCCUCGCAGCGCUUUUCGCCCGGAAAACCCCCUUGAAGCACCGGCUAGCCUUUCAAGGUGUGCAAAUACAAACAUUAAAAGACAGUCAAUGCUAAUGUAAAACCUGGCUGGAUAAGGAUUUAAAGUUGGAUAUGAAGAUGAAAUCUGACGCAUUUAGCUUCAGUGUUAAAACUGAUAAAAUAAUUGCUGUCUGUGGUUAUAUGGGCUAUAAUGGCAAUCAUUUUUUUAAUAAUAUGGGAAAAAAUAACUAUAAAUUAGUUCAUUUUUGGAACUGUGAACUAGUUCAAAAUUUUGAAAUAUGAACUAUGAACUGAACUAGUAGAAAGUGAACUUUCCCAACACUGUAUUUUUAGAAGAAAAUUUUCCUGGAAGGCAUUUUGUGAAACUUUUGUAUAAUCACAAAAAAUGCUGGCGGGCAACUUUUUAAAAAAUGGCUGGCGUGGAAUGAGUUAAAAACAAUACUGGUGUGCAUUUUGAGACAAAACAAUGUCACUGAUAUAUGUUAAGAUGUGUCAGUAAAAAAUGUUUUAAAUGAAGGCAGCUCAAACAUGCAUUUUAGUCUGGGACUAGGGAAACAGCCCCGAAGAGUUGGACCUUUAUUGACUUCAACUAAUACAUAUCUGACAUAUUUUAAUUGCCAUCACUAACUUUGCUUCUCCAUACAGUGAGGAUAUGGUUUGUGUGUUAUGUUUUAAACUACAUGCAUCUUACCUCUAUAUGGCACCAAUGUUGAAACUCAUCUGAUAAUGGAACUUGUAGUCCUGCUGCCUACCUGCAGGAGGCGACAUUUUAUUAUAAUGAACACUAACCCAGAACAAACACAAUACACUCUUUUUCUGAUUCAAUAUACACUUUUUUAUAAAUGAAUAAUGUUCCUACCUCAUGUUUGAUCUUUUUAAGCAUAAAACCAAGAUUGAUAAGCUGUGCAGCUCAUAUAUUAGCAUGUUUGAUUUAUUUUAAAUUAUAUAUUAUAUCAUCUAUUGUAAAUGUGAAUUACUCUUGAUGUACUGUAACAACAUAUUAAACAUUUAUACCAGUAUAA